Haliotis rubra (blacklip abalone) is the source of this 1183-nucleotide messenger RNA. Its product is annotated as BTB/POZ domain-containing protein 6-like. NCBI's taxonomy places the organism in Eukaryota, Metazoa, Mollusca, Gastropoda, Lepetellida, Haliotidae. The transcript is spliced from 2 exons. Bases 17 to 1135 code for a protein of 372 amino acids. Gene Ontology annotation, cellular component: cytosol. Gene Ontology annotation, biological process: neurogenesis. Gene Ontology annotation, molecular function: protein binding. The record is from RefSeq and is a predicted model, not a curated record.
UUGUGUGUUCCACGCCAUGUUUACUGGCCUCCUGGCGGGGAAAUCAGAUGUUAGUGUUCCUGAUAUAGAGCCAAAUUACUUCAAACAUUUUCUCUUAUAUCUUUACACUGACAACACAACUGUUGACGUAGACAACGUAACAGCUCUACUCUACAUCUCCAGGAAAUAUGCCGUGGACGUCUUGGAAUCCGAAUGUCUGGAGUUUCUGGAAGAAAACCUCAACGUUGACAAUGCCUGUGUGGUUCUAGAUGCUGCCGAUCGUUUUGAUCAAAGCUCGUUAUUUCAGAAGGCCUUCAGCUUGAUUAUGAAAAACGGUGAGAGGUCACUUCAGUCAGCUGGUUUCCUGGAACUGAGCCAAGUGUUGGUGGAUCAGAUCGUGGAGUCAGAUGACCUCGCAGUAGAGGAACAUGUGGUCUUUAAUGCUGUCAACGGCUGGGCAGAGGCAGAGUGUGGACGCCAGGGAAGGGAGGUAACUCCUGAAGCCAAGCGAGCAGUCCUUGGAGAGACUUUACUGAAAGUUAGAUUUCCUCUUUUGAAGCAAACGUUCCUGUGUAAGGAGAUCAAAGCUUGUGGUCUCCUGACUGAGCUGGAGCGUCUCAGCAUCUUCGAACACAUAGGAUGCCCUGACAAUGAUGUGAAACCCUUCAACACCAAGCACAGACAGCAGACUACACACUCACCAACAAGGUUUCGAACAGAAAAUAGAACUGACUGGAACGUUAAUGGACAACUGAAAGAUGCCAUUUGCUUCCAAAGCAACCAAAACCUUGUACUCUGUGGAUACAAACUGUAUGGGUCAGACAGGAAGUCUCACGACUCUAUUUACUCUGUCACAACCUACUUUGGGAACGAAGAAGAUGUUCUACAGUGCAUGAUUCAAGAUAGAACUGAGUACACUGUCAACAGUAAAGUUUUUGAUGUGGUGUUUGGGGAGCCUGUCGCCAUGACAGCGGGAGUGUGGUACACUCUGACAGUGCUGAUAAAAGGCAGAAAGACAUUAGCGGGACAGAAUGGACAGAACGAGUUGCUAUGCCCUGAUGAUGUACGUUUUACCUUCAAGAACUCACAACACAGCAGCAAUGGCACUGGUGACGUCGAAGGACAAAUUCCAUCUCUUCUAUAUCGUAUUGAAUGAUCACUAGCACUCAGGGGACGGGGCCCCGUUCCUCAAAGCGAUCGUAGC